Onychostoma macrolepis is the source of this 945-nucleotide messenger RNA. RefSeq names its product granzyme B-like. The transcript has 5 exons. NCBI's taxonomy places the organism in Eukaryota, Metazoa, Chordata, Actinopteri, Cypriniformes, Cyprinidae. Bases 193 to 945 code for a protein of 250 amino acids. Gene Ontology annotation, molecular function: serine-type endopeptidase activity. The record is from RefSeq and is a predicted model, not a curated record. Gene Ontology annotation, biological process: proteolysis.
AGUACUUUUUAAAAAAUUAUUUUUACAUGCAAGUAAGAUCUUUCUCCUACACCUUUCCAUUGUGUGCUUUCAUAUGUGAAAUUAUGAAAGUGAGAAUACUCUCUGACCUAUAUACUCUGUCACAUAUAUAAGACCUCACCGAGGGUCAAAUCCUGUUCAUGUUCCAAUCCUGCAUCAGAACAGUCCUGCAUCAUGCUGCUCAGCAUCUGUCUCCUGCUGUCGUUCUUCUCUCUGUCCGGAGGGAUAGAGAGUGGUAUUGUAGGUGGCAAAGAGGCUAAACCUCAUUCCAGACCAUACAUGGCAUCUCUCCAGUAUAGAAGACAACAUAGAUGUGGAGGGAUGCUGAUUAGGGAUGAUUAUGUGCUGACUUCGGCUCACUGUUUGGAUCAGACCUACAAUUACUUAGAAGUUGUUUUGGGAGCUCACAAUAUUAGCCAGAACGCGGACAGCCAGCAGAUUAUCCAAGUAGAAAACUACAUCAAACAUCCUAAGUAUGAGAAAGGUCACAGCACCUAUGAUAUCAUGUUACUAAAGCUGAAGACCAAAGCCGUGCGGAAUGAGUUUGUGGAUGUUAUUGAGCUCCCUAAGAACAAUGAGAAUAUUCCUGCUCGUGUGGAAUGCUCCAUUGCUGGCUGGGGCAUGACAAAACCCGGAGGAAGAGGAUCAGAUGUUCUGCGGGAAGUCAGCCUCAAACUGCAGUUCAGCUUUGAGUGCAAAAACAAGUGGCAAGACCAUUUCAACUCUGAGAAAAUGAUCUGUAGUCUCUCGGAUGGGAAAAGGGCGUUCUGUCAGGGUGAUUCUGGCAGUCCUCUUCUUUGUGACUCUAAACUUAAAGGAAUGGCUGCGUACACCUAUCCUAAUGACUGUGUGUCCAAGAAAUACCCUGAAGUCUAUAUAAAAAUAUCUGCCUUCCUUCCGUGGAUUAAAAAAACAUUACGUGAUUGA